AUGGUUGUGGUCAAAAAAGUUAAACAAGAAAGUAUCCUACCAUCAGUGUGUGAAGAUGAAGGUGAAAAUGAAGAGGAUUUUAGAGGAAUCGCAAUCAGGCCAGCCAGCAGACCCAGAAGUCUAUACAGCAGAGGGAGUGUGAAUGGCCAACGAUAUUCUACUAAAGAGAAGAAUGAGAAUGAUUAUGUUCUAGAUGAAAGACCACCAUUUGACCCUACAGGCCAUCUUUGCUACAGAGAGGCAUGUAGGAUGCUGAACGUUAUUCCAGUAUCCCACUUCCUUCGAAAUAUCAACCAAAGUGAGCUAAACAUGAUGCAUUGUGGGUUGGGUACACAGGGCAACAAAGCUCUGGCAGUUGCCUUGGAAACCAACACGUCCAUCCUGAAGCUGAAUCUGGGAGAUAAUUCGAUGGAAGGAAUGGGCGGGGCUGACAUUGCUGGCAUGCUCAAAGAGAAUUGUUACAUCACAGAAAUUGAUCUGUCAGAAAACUGGAUGGGUGAGAAUGGAUCCAGGGCUUUGGCUGGCAUCCUGCUGGAAAACACUGUCCUGCUUUCACUCAACCUCUCAGGGAACCAUCUGGAUGAGCAUGCGGCAAGACACCUGGCACCAGCUCUGACAGGCAACCAGAAGCUUCAGCACCUCGACCUGAGCCACAACAAAUUCGGAGAUAUGGCAGGAAAAAUCCUGGGUGCUGCUAUUGCCGAGAACACAGCAAUGAAGUCACUUAAUCUGGCUUGGAAUUGCAUUCGAGGAAAAGCAGCCAUUGCAUUUGCUAAAGGCCUGGGGGGAAAUGUCUUCCUGCGGACCCUGGAUUUGUCGUACAACGGCCUGGGCAAAGAGGGAGCCAUCGCUCUAGAGGAAGCACUCAAACACAACAACACACUUGAGGAUCUGAAUAUUGGGUACUCAAAAAUUGCUUACCUUGAAGGUGCCAUCCAUUUUGCGCUGGGCCUCAAAGUGAACACAACUCCACGAAUUCUCAAAAUGUCUCGGAAUCCAAUGCAGUCAGCAGGGUGCUUCACCAUUCUAAAAUCAGUACAAGUAAACCCAGAAUCUGUGAUAGAGUUCUUGGACUUCACUGACAUCUGCGUGGACCAAGAAUUUGAAGACUUUUUUAACACCAUGAAAGACACACUUCCAAACCUUCAAGUGGAACAUGGUGGGAAAAUAAAGACUGCACCAAAAAAAGUGCUGAACUUUAUUCAAAAACAUGUAAUCUGGACAAUCUACUUGUGCCAUCCAUGUGGUCAGUUAAAGGGUUAAUUCACGCAAAAAAUGGUUUACUCUCAUGUGGUUACAAACCCUAAUGACUUUCUUCCUUCAGUGUAACACAAGAAGAUACAUUUUGAAUAAUGUUGAUGCUGCUCUUUCCCAUACAAUGAAAGUGAAUGGUGACUGAAAUAAUGACAGAAUUUUCAUUUUUGGGUAAACUAUCUCUUUAACUGAAUGCAAAUAUAUUUUUCAACAACCGAAAAUCUAAACAAGGACUUGUAUGUAUCCCAGACCCCUCCACAUGGUUCACUGUAACAUGUUAUUUAGUUGUUCAGCAAAAUUAGAAUUCUUGACCGAAUAAUGAACCCAGCAGUUCAGCUCAUACGCUUACGUCAGGGGAAUCGUCCCCUGGAGGAUUACGUAGAGGACUUUUGCGCUCUGGCCAGCCAGGUGGAUUUUAAUGUGGUCGCCCUCAAGGACAUUUUUAGGGUGGGGUUAAGUGAGCCGAUCUCCUCCUUGAUGCCUGGCGGUCACAGUUCCCUCAGCCUGGCUCAAUAUAUCGACCUCGCCCUACGAAUCAUUGGUUUCACGUUCACUAUGGGGGAGGCGGACGCCGAGCCAGAGUUCCAUGACAUGGCAUGUCACAGCAAUGCCUCAGCCUGCUCCAUGCCACGUCACAGCCACACCUGAGCAGUUGGACCUGGAGAUGGUUCCAACCCUUAUACCCACCCUUAGUUUUCCUGAGCAGGCAAGGGGAACUUUCGGCCCUCCGACCCCGCCUGGACACUCCGAGCCCUUGAUUUCGCCUUGACCUGUCGGUCCCUCGACAUUGCCUCAGCUCUACGUUCCCUCGGCUCCACUGCGGUCCUUCAGCCUGUCGGCUUUGCCAGGGUCCCUCGUCCCUCCGGCUCCUCUUUGGUCUGUCGGUCACCUGGCUCUGCCUUGGCUCUCCGAUCCUCUGGCUGCGCCUCGUUCCUCCGAUCUGUCAGCUCCACCGGGGACCUCCUUCCCUACGGCUCCACCUUGGUCCUCAGUCCCACUGGCUCCACCUCAAUCUUCCAGUCCCCCAGCUCCGCCUUGCUCCUCCGAGCCUCCAGCACUGCCUUGGUCCUCCCUGCCAUCGGCUCCACCCUAGCCCUUCGACUCUUCAGCUACUCUCCGGGCACCAAGUUCCAUGGCUCCGCUCCUCGAGCCUCUCAUGGCUCCACCCUGGUUCCAUGCCCCUCACCCUUUCUCGCCACACCCCACGCCUCAAGACCCCCCCCCCAGCACUUUGAAUUUAUGUCAUGUUUUACAUGUUUUGUUUAUGUGUUGGGGCGUCAGGAGCCGCCCCUUAGUGGGGGGGAUAUGUCAUGUGUAUUUUGUUGAUUCAUGUCUUUUAUUUUGAAAAGUUUAGUUUCCUGUUCCCUUGUCAUGUGAUUUCAUGUUUUCCCUCCAUGUUCAUGUGUCAUGUUUUCAUUGGUUUAUUUUUUAGUUAGCUUGUUAUCAGUUCUGUUUGUUCAUUGGUUUAUGUUCUCCCAUGUCUUGUAUUUAAGCCCUCAUGUUCACCAUUGUCUA
This is a messenger RNA of Myxocyprinus asiaticus (Chinese sucker), 2769 nucleotides long. Its product is annotated as leucine-rich repeat-containing protein 74B-like. NCBI's taxonomy places the organism in Eukaryota, Metazoa, Chordata, Actinopteri, Cypriniformes, Catostomidae. The transcript is spliced from 9 exons. Bases 1 to 1263 code for a protein of 420 amino acids. Gene Ontology annotation, molecular function: protein binding. The record is from RefSeq and is a predicted model, not a curated record.